Molecule: messenger RNA, 7975 nt
Organism: Apus apus (common swift)
Lineage: Eukaryota; Metazoa; Chordata; Aves; Apodiformes; Apodidae
Gene: MAP3K13
Product: mitogen-activated protein kinase kinase kinase 13
Exons: 16
Coding region: 1389-4262 (957 amino acids)
Biological process (GO): JNK cascade; protein autophosphorylation
Molecular function (GO): JUN kinase kinase kinase activity; ATP binding
Source: RefSeq, a predicted model, not a curated record
CCUCGCCCCCGCUGCCGGGAAGGAGGAGGCGCUGGGGUAAAUCCCCGGGCAGCACCUGGGGCAGCUGGUUCCUGAGGGGAGGUGGGGUCUGUCUGUCCUGAUCCCGGCUGAGCAGGCUGUCCCGGGGGCUGUCGGCAGAGCAAACCCAUCAGGCUCCUCUGGGGGUUAGCGUCCUGGUCAGCAGGAAUAGUUUCCGUGCCUCUCUCACCUGACAGAGGUUUGGGAGAGCGGAAGGGAUGGCUUCGGCUGAGGCUUCUCUGGGGCCGCCUUUGGCUUAGCCCAGUGGAGCGAAACACGGUGUUAACUGGUGAAAAUAAGGUACCUUCAGCCUUAAAGCUGCGAGGGAAGGCAGCAUCCUGCCUCCGCACAGGGACGGGCGGUUCCCAGGUGGAAUCUGGCACCUCAAGCUUGCUUUUGCUAAACGGGUGGAGGUGGAUGUGGAUAAACCUUGCAAGCACAGUACAGUGAAAACAAAACCUUCAGGGGAAACAGGUAGGAACCUCUUAGCCUCUUUUCUCUCAUUUGAGCUUUGUGGGAAUUCUGCUCGUGGAAAGAGCCGAGUCCUUGUUGUGACUUUGCAAUCCUGUUAUCCUCUAGUUUUACUAGUUCAGAGCUAGGCUGGUCUCAACAUACCCACCUCCUUCUCCAGGGAGGGUGGAAAAAUAAGUACUUUGUGCGUUCACUCUGAAAUGAAUUUGAGGGCUGGUCUGACUGCUCCGUGUUUGGGAUAUGAGAGGUUCCAUUUCCCUGGUCACUGGCUGUGUCAGCAAGCGUGGAAUUUCAGGAGAGCAGGCUUAAGGUGAUGUUGCUGCUGGGAGGAGAGGCCUCUGCACCCCGUUUGCAGCCCUUCUGCCGGUGUGCGGGUGUCGGUGGGUGUGUGUUGGGCUGGAUUCAUCCCGCUGAGCUUCCCGGGAUGAGCACCCGGCGCCUGGACCCGCUGGUGUGUGGAGCCGGGAGCGGCAGGUCCGGCCUCUCGGCGGUGUCAGGGAUCAACAUCAGCUAAGCUGCUUGUAAAAGCGUUCCCUGAGGCUGCACUUCCCUGGACAGAAUACCAGUUUGUGAGAGGAAGAGCAAAGAGAGCAAAUGACAACAAACUGAUGGACUGUUACAUCUUCCAAAAAUGAGCCUAUUCACACUUUUCUACUGGAAACUGACAUGUCUUGAAGAGAGAAGAAUUCAGUGCUGGACUGUCCUAAACAUUUCAUCUCAUGGUGCAACUUCAGAGAACUGCUUGAUUUACCUGACUUGAAGAGGAGGCCCAUGUGCAGUAAGCCAAGAGGACAUGGGCUUUCAGUGCAUCUGGAAAAAUGAUCAGGUCCUGGGUCCACGUGUCACAUCUGAACUUUGUUGUCCUCGUUCUCUGAACACCACCUCAGACCAUCUCCUUGAUGCACACUCACGGCAUCAUGGCCAGCACUCAGGAGCGCCUGAGCUUGUCUUCCUCUCCAAACUCAGUCAGCAAAGCUCUCUGUGAAGACAAAGACUUCAGUAGGUUACAGGAGGAGCCUGCACCUACAGGAACCCACCCGUCCCCUGAGCUCCUAGAGGAUGUCCAUGAGAAGGGCUCUCUGCAGGCAGACCUCAUCGAGAACAUGAGCAGCCCGGUGACGGCGGCCGUGCUGACCAGCAUCAGCGAGGACUCCAGGGACCAGUUUGAGAACAGUGUGCUGCAGCUGAGGGAGCAGGACGAGCCCGAGACACCCAUUCCUCAGGGCAACAGGAGCACAGUGGAUGGAGAGAGCAAUGGUGGGGCAGAGGAGGUGAAAGUCCAGUUCAACAGGUCGGGCAGCGGGAGCGGUGGGUUCCUCGAGGGGCUUUUCGGUUGCCUGAGGCCCGUGUGGAACAUCAUAGGCAAGGCUUACUCUACAGACUACAAGCUGCAGCAGCAAGACACCUGGGAGGUCCCGUUCGAGGAGAUCUCGGAGCUGCAGUGGCUGGGCAGCGGGGCGCAGGGAGCCGUCUUCCUGGGCAAGUUCCGGGCCGAGGAGGUGGCCAUCAAGAAAGUGAGAGACCAGAACGAAACAGAUAUCAAGCACCUGAGGAAACUCAAACAUCCGAACAUCAUUGCGUUCAAGGGAGUCUGCACUCAAGCCCCCUGCUACUGUAUCAUCAUGGAGUACUGUGCUCACGGGCAGCUCUACGAGGUCCUGCGAGCGGGGCGCAAGGUCACCCCGCGGCUGCUGGUGGAUUGGUCCACAGGGAUUGCCAGUGGGAUGAACUACCUGCACCUGCACAAGAUCAUCCAUCGGGACCUCAAGUCACCAAAUGUUUUAGUUACACACACAGAUGCAGUAAAAAUUUCAGAUUUUGGUACAUCUAAAGAACUCAGUGAUAAAAGUACCAAAAUGUCUUUUGCUGGAACUGUGGCUUGGAUGGCCCCAGAGGUGAUACGCAACGAGCCCGUCUCUGAGAAGGUGGAUAUCUGGUCGUUUGGGGUGGUUUUGUGGGAGCUGCUCACAGGGGAGAUUCCCUACAAGGAUGUGGACUCUUCAGCCAUCAUCUGGGGAGUGGGCAGUAACAGCCUGCACCUUCCUGUCCCUUCCACCUGCCCAGAUGGCUUCAAAAUCCUCAUGAAGCAGACCUGGCAGAGCAAGCCCCGCAAUCGUCCCUCCUUCCGGCAGACUCUGAUGCACCUGGACAUCGCGUCUGCAGACGUGCUGGCUACUCCUCAGGAAACCUAUUUCAAGUCACAGGCUGAAUGGAGAGAAGAAGUGAAGAAGCAUUUUGAGAAAAUUAAAAGUGAAGGAACUUGUAUCCAUCGGCUGGAUGAGGAAUUGAUUCGCCGGCGAAGAGAAGAGCUCAGACACGCACUGGAUAUCCGUGAGCACUACGAGAGGAAGCUGGAGAGAGCCAAUAACUUGUACAUGGAGCUCAGUGCCAUCAUGCUGCAGCUGGAGGUCCGGGAGAAGGAGCUCAUCAAGAGGGAACAAGCAGUGGAAAAGAAAUACCCUGGGACUUACAAACGCCACCCAGUCAGACCAAUUAUCCACCCCAACACGGUGGAGAAGCUGAUGAAGAGGAAAGGGGUGUCCCAUAAACCAGGCAGCCAGACCAAACGGCCAGAUCUGCUGAGGUCAGAGGGCAUACCCAGCGCAGAAGCAGCAUCCAACGGCUCCCCAGUCUCAGGAAGUCCCAAAAUGUCGACGCUGAGUGGCAAAAGCCGCUACCGCAGCAAGCCCCGCCACCGCCGCGGGAACAGCAAAGGCAGCUACAACGACUUCGCGGGCAUCUUGAAAAACCAGCCGGUGCAAGACGACGCACCCCCCCCACCUCCCCCUCCCCAUCUUUCCCAUCACCCCAGCCCCCAGCAGCAGGGCCACGGCCACCCCUCCCGGCUCCACGCCCACGGGCAGGACAUCGCCACCUGCGCCAACAACCUGCGGUACUUCGGCCCCGCCGCCGCCCUGCGCAGCCCCCUCAGCAACCACGCCCAGCGGCGCGUGUCGGGCUCCAGCCCCGACCUCAUCUCCACGGCCAUGGAGGCAGACUGCAGGAGGAACCUGGAGAGCCCAGAAGGCAAAGCCGAUCGCUGGGAGUGCUGCAAAGCGGAUCCCUACCACUCCUGCCUCCCGUGCAGGGAAGAGGAGGGCGGCCGGGUUCAGCCGUCGCCUGCUGAACCGGGGCUGAGCCAUUCCCAGUCACCAACGUCUGUCUCCCUGUAUGAAAACGCCCAGUUCAUGGAGAAGAUGGAGGAAGAGGGCUUCAGCAGCUGUCAGGCAGCCCCUGCCCUGGGCACUCCGCAGCACGUGGCUUCCUCAGUGCUUCCUUGCAAAGGAAGACCCCUUCAGAAGAGCGGUGACGACUCUUCGGAAGAGGAAGAGGGCGAAGUGGACAGUGAAGUGGAGUUUCCUCGUAGACAAAGACCUCACCGCUGCAUCAGCAGCUGCCAGUCCUACUCCACCUUCAGCUCAGAGAACUUCUCCGUGUCCGACGGAGAGGAGGGGAACACGAGCGAUCAUUCCAACAGCCCGGAUGAGCUGGCCACCAAGCUGGAGGAUGAGCUGGCUGAGAAGCUGGAGGACAUGCUGUCUCAGACUCCAGAGAUCCCCAUAGAAAUCUCCACCCAGUCUGAUGGGCUUUCAGACAAGGAGUGUGCCGUGAGGAGGGUCAAGACUCAGAUGUCUCUGGGCAAACUGUGUGCGGAUGAACACAGCUGUGAGAACCCAGCACAGUUUGGAGAAUCGGACUGUGACUCUUCUGAAGGGGAGUGUUCUGAUGCCACAGUCAGGACCAAUAAGCCCUGCAGCUCUGCUACUUGGUAAUACAGAUCUCCCCCAAAGCUUCCUGAUACUGGCAUUUUGAUUUCCCCAAGAUUCCACUUCAUUCCCCUUCAUCACACUUUAUAGGAAGAGAAGAUGCUUCUCCUUCCCACCCCAGGAGUGAUUUGCAAUAACCUGAACCUCUGGAAAAUGUCCAAAUGAAAUUAAUUCUCUUUGAGCAUUUCAAUCAAGAAUGGCAGGGAUGUAUUUUAUUGAAUAAUCUAGUUACUGUAACAUGGAUAUUUAUUUUUUUGACAUUUUAACACUUUUUACUGUAAAGAGUGGAUUGUAUUUAUAGACACACAGACUUGUUGCAAAAAACAAACAAACAAAAAAAAAACAUUCAGAAAGCAAGCACAUUACAGAGAAACAUCCUGGGAGUCCUGCCUGGACAGCUUUGUGUACAGACACGGGGGAUUCUCUUGCUGCUUUCACAGGGGACCAGGCCUCGUGGCCCUGAAGAUUGGAGAACAGAUCAAGAAAACUAAACCACUCAGUCUUAUCAAAUGAGGAAGCAUAAACAGACCUUAACUGUAGGGUAACCUGUGAACAAAGCAUAUUCAGUAUAACCAGCUGGGUCAUUUUUAAUCAGAAGGUGGACAUGUUCCUGGAGAAAAUUGGUACUGAGGUGCUAACAUCCAGGGUCUUCUGAGUCGAUACAUCCCCAGGAAUGUAACAGUGGGUUUUAUUUUCAGGAUUUUUAGUUUCUUUUUUUAAUCAGCGUUUUGUCGUGAGAUCCUGCAAAUGUAUUCUAACCUCGUCCUCUCAAGAACUGGUGUAAGAGCACUUCUUAACAUCCUCCUUGCUCCACUCUGGCAGUGUCAAUCUCCAGUUGAGCAGGGAAACCUCUUUCAGAUGCAGUGUGCCAUUUCCCAGUUUGCUUCCUCCUCUUACCUCCUGCCUGUUCCAGUCAGUCAAAGAAAUCAAUCAAAUCAGUGUUGGAAAAGCAAGAACUCUCAAAAGGUGGAAAGCACAUUCUGCAGAGCCCGAGCACUCUUCUGGGGAGGAAGCUGGAGAUGCCUGUACUGGACUUGGAGAAGCAGUCUCUCACCUACAACAGCACCCAUAACCAGCAGAGAGCUGUGUGUUGAGGGGGAAGACUGGGAAUCACUGGUCGGGAUAAGAGCCCUGCUCUGUCUCCUUGUUCACUGUACGUUCUUGAAAGCAUUAGCAGCUGCCUGCCCUUCACGUCAGGCUUUGUGCAAAGCAGGUUGCACAGGGAGUCUUGAUGGUGGUGGCUGUGGCACAGCUGUGUCUCAGGUGUACCCUGGGGCCUCCCUUUCUCCUUCAAGCUGAAACUCUGCAGGUGGAAGUGAGGAUGGGGCUGGUAUGUGACAGGCUGAGGCAUUGGCAGAUGAGAGAAAAGUGUGUUUUCUGAUAGAACUCAUAGUGCCUUCCCUUCAAACACUACUCUUCUAAAUCAAUAUUUAAAGAGAACAAAAUGAUAGAGCACGUUCCCUUCUCCCCCCCCCCCCCCUUAGUUGAUGUCCCCCUACAAGAGCUUUCCCUCUGCCCUUCCCAGCGUGCAGGCUGGUGGGACCGUGCCACACGUGUGGCACGUGCCUGUGCUGGGGGGUUGCUGCUCUGCAGACCAGCACACCAGCCUGAGCUGAAGGGCAGGAGUGGACUAUGGACAGGUACUUCUGUUGCUUUGUUUGUUUACAUUUUAUGUUAAAAUAUUGGUUUGAAUUUAACUGUGGUAAUUUAUAGCCUCGUGGCAAAAUGAAGGAAAAAUGUCUUAUACAGAGAGCAGUAUUGUAUGAGUUAAAUUAUCCCAUAUUUUUAAAUUUUUGUAGCUGGACUACACACAGAUCUUUUAAGUUAUGAUGUUAUUUUAUUAUUUAUUAUCAUUUCUGUAGAUCAGAAGGUUGGCUUCACCUCUAGCACAACUGUUUGUGUGAUGUUCCUUCUCCCCGGUCGCUGCUGGGACGGGAGCAGGGCUGGGCUCAGGGGCUGUCAGCAGGGGCUGCCUCCCGGGAUUCCCAAGGAUGCUGUUAUCCCGGGGUGGAGAGCCUGUCAGGGCUGGGUGCAGGCAGCCCCGGGGGGCCCUGGGGUGCUCCUCGGGGUCGAAGCUGCGUUUUGCUCACCUUGCCAGGCGAGGUGGCAGCCCCUGAGCUGGUGGGGAGUGGUGACCAGGGAGAGAGCGACUUCUGAAUUGAUGGCAAAGCGAAUCCACCAUCCCGGGGUCCCUCAGCAGGAGCAUCCAGAGGGGUGAGUGUGAGAUCCGGGGUGGCCAGCAGGGGAUCCCCGUGGUGGAUCACCCGUGCGGGACCAAAGAGGUUGCUGGAGAGGAGCCACCAGCUCAGCCUGUGCUGUGGGGAGUGAGGCUCGUUCCUGGCUCCUUCCUUGUUUCCUCUCUCUUCCCGUUCCUCGUAGCUCCUCCCAAAUGUUCUCCAUCCCUCGGGCAGCAGGAGGAGGAGGUGGCAGGGCCAGAGGUGGCUUUGCUGUCACAGUGUCAGAGGGGUUUUGGGUGUGGAAGAGGUGGUGCAGAUGCCUAUUGCUCUGGAGGCCAGGGUGCAGGGCUUUCACAGGGGAGAACCGUGGGCACCUGACAUGCACUCUAAAAGAGGAAAACCAAACUGCUGCCUCAAGAGAGGCUGAGAACCUGCCAUCAGGUGUGUCCCCCAGCAGAGGGUGCCAGGCCCUUCACCCCUGGAGGGGCUCUGCUGCUCAGGGCUGGCAGGAUGCUGAGCUGCUCCCUGCCCCUGGGCACUUCCCUGUCACCCUGGCCACGGCCCUGGGGGCAGCCCUGCUCUCCUGGGGGCAGCCCUGCUCUCCUGGGGGCAGCCCUGCUCCUCUGGGGGCAGCCCCACAGCCACGGGCCCCAAGCAGGGCUGCUCCGUGCAGGGAUUUCAGCCUGUUGUGGCUCAGUCCCUAACAAAAAAGGUCCCAGAGGGGUUUGGUGGCUGUGGGCUCUGCUCAGAGCGUGUCAGGAAGCUCCUCUGGGCUUGCAGAGAGGCAGAGCAGCUUUGAUGGGUGGGAUUUUGAGACCCUUCUGAGUGGGCUGUUCCAGGUGUGUGCUGGUUCUUCCCUGUCCUUGCCCAGGGACACGGUGGCCCAUCCUGCAGCUUGGGAAAGCAAAGCUGAGACCCUUCCCGUUGCCUGCUGCCACCCUGGGCUCUAGUCUGUGUGCACACCCGGGUCGUUGUCCUGUUCAGAGCUCAGUGUCACCCCUGGCUGCCCCCCGGGACUGCCCCCCUGCAGGACACGCAGCCCUGGGGGUGCCGUCCCUCGCAGCCCCCGGGGCCGGGGCUGUCAGUCCUGCAGGGCUGGGACGGGCAGGUCCCUUAGCCAGGCCACCCCGACAGACCUCCCUGCACGCUGCUGUGGGUCCCCACACCUCCCCUCCUGGCAGGCUGUGGGGCCCAGGGGUGUCACUCGGCCUCCUCACAGCGUGUUCAGGGCAGGAGGAAACCACCGGGCUCCCUUCUCAGCAUCAGCUUCCCUGCUGCAGUUCUGGCUGCUGACAGCCCCUGAGCACUAGCCUAGAUUUCCUCCCAGAGCUGAAUGUUGCCUUCCCCACUGUCGUGUUGAGUAACCAUUUCAUCUUGGCCCUGUCCAGUAGUGUUCAUCUCUCUCCUCCCUGCUCUGUGGAUUCCUGAUACAAACUUGAUUUAUUUUUAUUUUUUUUUUUGUAUUGAACAGUGUACAGUGAUGGAAACAAGAAUGACUAUCAAAGCAAACAAUGCAUGGAAUAAAAAGCCAGUGUACUUCAA